AUGGCAGAAAAACGAGCCGUCCUGGGGCUUGGCAGCGAGGCGUCCCCUGUAAAUGAAGAUCCUAAGACAAGUAAGAUGGGAUGCUGGGAGGGACCCGAUAUUCGACCACCUCGCAUACGAAGUGCUACGGUGAGCAGUACUAGUCUAACACAUCCGAAAACACCCGAGGCAGACAGUGUUCCACGCACUCGACCAGCCAGCACUCCGGUGAACCCAAAGCGGGCAAGGGGUCAGGCUGGCGGUCGGGAAAAGCCGGGUCGGGAUGACUCGCUGGGCUUUGCUGGCGCGUCGUAG
Molecule: messenger RNA, 294 nt
Organism: Penicillium macrosclerotiorum
Lineage: Eukaryota; Fungi; Ascomycota; Eurotiomycetes; Eurotiales; Aspergillaceae
Exons: 2
Coding region: 1-294 (97 amino acids)
Source: RefSeq, a predicted model, not a curated record